Molecule: messenger RNA, 1918 nt
Organism: Linum trigynum
Lineage: Eukaryota; Viridiplantae; Streptophyta; Magnoliopsida; Malpighiales; Linaceae
Source: the annotation of a GenBank genome assembly
CUCUAACCUCCGAACGGCGAUUCUGUAAAAAGAGGAAGGCAACUAGGCAAGAUUUGAUUAAUACUUCACUUCCUCGCCUGUUGAAUCCUGUCCCCCUAAGCAACCCACCAACUGAGUUUCAAUUCACCAUAUAUCGCACAUCUGAAGCCAGCCUUCGAUCAGCAGCAAACUCGCAGAUUGGGUGUUCAUUGUGCUGCGGCAAGGGAGCCUGCCAAACCGAAGGUCGGAGGUGGUUAUAGACUGUUUUUUUUCUCUCUAUAUACUGAAAAAUGGCGUCUUCCCCUGCUGAAUGGAGAAGGGUUGGUACGAUCUUGAAUCAUUGAUCAUUAGCGGCCUGGUGGAGUUAGAUCAGACAACAAACGCCUGCAGCGAAGAGCAAAUUCUGUACCUCUCAAUCGCUGUUCAUCAACAAGCAGAUGGACAGCAGGAAGGUCGUCGUCUGCGAUAAUGGAACUGGGUAUGUCAAGUGUGGAUUUGCUGGAGAGAAUUUCCCCACUUCUGUUUUCCCAUGUGUGGUGGGGAGGCCCAUGCUUCGAUAUGAAGAAUCUCUCAUGGAACAACAAUUGAAGGAUAUUGUUGUUGGAGAAUCGUGUGCAGAAUUGAGGCAUCAACUGGACAUAUCUUAUCCUGUCAACAAUGGAAUCAUCCAAAAUUGGGAUGACAUGGGUCAUGUGUGGGAUCAUGCAUUCUACAAUGAACUUAAGAUAGACCCAUCUGAGUGCAAGAUUCUGCUCACUGAUCCACCUCUUAAUCCCAAAAAGAAUCGUGAACUGAUGAUUGAGACCAUGUUCGAGAAGUAUAACUUUGCCGGGGUCUUCAUUCAAAUCCAAGCAGUGUUGACAUUGUAUGCCCAAGGUUUGCUUACUGGACUUGUUAUCGACUCUGGUGAUGGUGUCACUCAUGUGGUUCCUGUUGUUGAUGGUUACUCAUUUCCUCAUCUUACGAAACGGAUGAAUGUUGCUGGUCGGCACAUAACGUCGUAUUUGAUUGACCUUCUUUCACGGAGAGGGUAUGCAAUGAACAGGAAUGCUGAUUUUGAAACUGUUCGGGAAAUGAAAGAGAAGCUUUGCUACAUAAGUUAUGAUUACAAGAGGGAAUACCAACUGGGACUUGAGACUACGAUUCUUGUCAAGCAUUAUACUCUGCCAGAUGGAAGAACCAUUAAAGUAGGUACAGAACGGUUUCAGGCACCUGAGGCUCUUUUCACACCAGAACUUAUUGAUGUUGAAGGUGAUGGAAUGGCUGACAUGGUGUUUCACUGCAUCCAGGAAAUGGAUAUCGAUAACAGAAUGACGCUAUACCAACAUAUUGUAUUGAGUGGAGGAAGCACCAUGUAUCCUGGCUUGCCUAGCCGCUUGGAGAAGGAAAUACAAGAUCGGUACCUUGAUGCGGUUUUGAAGGGAAACAAAGAUGGGUUAAAGAAAUUACGAUUAAGGAUUGAGGAUCCACCACGAAGAAAGCAUAUGGUCUACCUAGGAGGUGCAGUUCUUGCUGGCAUUAUGAAGGAUGCACCUGAGUUCUGGAUUAGCAGGGAAGAUUAUCUAGAAGACGGAGUUGAAUGCCUGAACAAGUGUGCUCAAGCAUGAGUUUUGAGCCCAGUUUACCUGCAUUCCUCGUGUUAUUUGUAUACCGCCUUUUUUUAUAUGUUCUCAAACUGAAAUUCCUCUAUUUGAGUUCAGUUUGAUUGUAUGAAGGUUAUACUCAAUUGUUGUGGUCUAGUUGAGUUCGUAGCUAAUGGUGGAUUUUGUUAGAUGUUCCCUGAAGUGUGUUCUGAUAUAGGCAGACAGCAAAAACAAAUGUUGCUGAGAACAAUCUACAAUGUACCUCUUUGCAUUAUGCAACAGAAAUGUCACAACAUUAAUGUCGAAGGAUUAUAGAGUACAAAUUCCUCAGUAGUAGAGCGUUCUAGGGCAUAAUU